Molecule: messenger RNA, 6063 nt
Organism: Bacillus rossius redtenbacheri
Lineage: Eukaryota; Metazoa; Arthropoda; Insecta; Phasmatodea; Bacillidae
Gene: Ca-alpha1T
Product: voltage-dependent T-type calcium channel subunit alpha-1G
Exons: 35
Coding region: 1-6063 (2020 amino acids)
Biological process (GO): membrane depolarization during action potential; calcium ion import; calcium ion transmembrane transport
Cellular component (GO): voltage-gated sodium channel complex; voltage-gated calcium channel complex; neuron projection
Molecular function (GO): voltage-gated sodium channel activity; low voltage-gated calcium channel activity
Source: RefSeq, a predicted model, not a curated record
AUGAUCCUUAACUCAGGCCGCCGCACGUGGUUCGAGAGGAUCAGCAUGCUGGUGAUCCUGCUGAACUGCGUCACGCUGGGCAUGUACCGGCCCUGCGUGGACGACGACUGCCUCACCAACCGCUGCAAGAUCCUGCAGAUAUUCGACGACUUCAUCUUCGCCUUCUUCGCCCUGGAGAUGUCCGUGAAGAUGAUCGCGAUGGGCGUCUACGGCAAGGGCACCUACCUGGCGGACUCCUGGAACCGCCUGGACUUCUUCAUCGUCAUGGCUGGGGCGCUGGAGUACUGCAUGCACGUGGAGAACAUGAACCUCUCUGCGAUCAGGACCAUCCGCGUGCUGCGACCCCUGCGGGCCAUCAACAGGAUACCCAGCAUGCGCAUCCUGGUGAUGCUGCUCUUGGACACGCUGCCCAUGCUGGGCAACGUCCUGCUGCUCUGCUUCUUCGUGUUCUUCAUCUUCGGCAUCGUGGGCGUGCAGCUGUGGGAGGGCAUCUUGCGGCAGCGCUGUUUCCUCGACAAGGACGCCAACGUCAGCUACCCCAGACCGCUGGCCACCUACUACAAGUACGUGGAGCAGGACCGCGACUACAUCUGCUCCAAGGCCGACGACAACGGCAUGCACUCGUGCGCCGACCUGCCGCCCUACAAGGUUGGCGAGCUCGUCUGCAACGGCUCGUACAGCGCCGAGGGCGGCAACGACCCCACCAACACGUCGUGCGUCAACUGGAACCAGUACUACACCGAGUGCCUGGCGUCCACCUCCAACCCCUUCCAGGGCACCAUCAGCUUCGACAACAUCGGCCUGGCCUGGGUCGCCAUAUUCCUGGUCAUCAGUCUUGAAGGGUGGACAGACAUCAUGUACUACGUUCAAGAUGCGCAUUCCUUUUGGGACUGGAUAUACUUCGUCCUGCUCAUUGUGAUCGGCUCGUUCUUCAUGAUCAACCUGUGCCUGGUCGUGAUCGCCACGCAGUUCUCGGAGACGAAGAAGCGCGAGAUGGAGCGCAUGCGCCUGGAGAGGGAGCGUUUCCGGUCGACCAGCACGCUCGCCUCGUCCACCAACAACUCCGAGCCCACGUCCUGCUACGCCGAGAUCGUCAAGUACGUGGCGCACCUGUGGCGGCGCGGCAAGCGGCGGCUGCUGAAGAAGUACCACCUGUACAAGAUACGGCGCCAGCAGCGGCUGGAGCAGAAGGCGCGGGGUCCGCCCAACGGCGCGGCUGCGGCCCUGCCCGCGGGCGGCGCCAUCAUCCUGCAGCAGUACCGCGGCGGCGAUGCAGAGACGAGCCAGGCUCGGGUACACAGGGUCGCUAAUGGGUCGCCCUUGGCUGAUCUGUGUGUGGGGCAGAGCGCGCCGCGCGCCAGCCCUGAGGUGUCCGACGUGGACCCUCUGGCGAGCCCGCGCCGGCCCGUGGGCGGCCUGCUGCGCGUGCCCUCCGCCUCCAACGGCUGGAGCGGCGGCGGCGGCGGCGGCGGCGACUCGGGCUCCGGUUCCGAGGGGCUGCUGAGCCCGCCGCUGGACGCGCCGCGCCGCAAGAGCAGCGUCGUCAUGUUCUCCGAGGUGGUGCUGCUGCACGGGGGGGCGGCGGGGGGCGGCGGCGCCGGGGGCGGCGGCGGCCCGGGGGGCGGCGAGGCGGCGCGCAACGUGUGCUCCAGCGAGAAGAUGACGCAGACGGGCGACGGCAACGUGUGGCCCGUGCUGGGCCUGGGCGCGGGCCCGCUCCAGCAGCCUCAGGUGGACGCGGGGGACAGUCUGCUGGCCGCCGAGGCCAUGACCUGCCAGGAGCUGCUGGCCCUCAGCGGGGCGCUGAGCGCGGCGCUGCCCACGGGCCAGCUCGGCCUCGGCUCCUUCUUCUCCUCGCUCAGCAAAGGGCCGGAGCCCUUGCUCGUGGAGGAGCUGCCCCGGAGGUGGUCCAGCCCGGAGGCGUGCUGCGGCGAGCACCCGUGGUCCGCCAUGCUGGAGCCCGGGCCCGGGGGCGGCAAGCGGCGGCGGCGGGGGCGGCGCGGCGGCGGCGUGCCCUGGAGGUGGCUGCUGUCCUGCUGCCUGGGAGCGCUGCGGAGGGCGCAGCGCGCGGUCAAGGCGCUCGUCGAGCACAAGUACUUCCAGCAGGGCAUCCUGCUCGCCAUCCUCAUCAACACGCUCAGCAUGGGCAUCGAGUACCACAACCAGCCGGAAGAGCUGACGAUCAUCGUCGAGAUCAGCAACAUCGUGUUCUCCGCGAUCUUCGCCGUGGAGAUGGUGCUGAAGGUGGUCGCUGAAGGCCCGUUCGGUUACGUGGCCAACGGCUUCAACGUGUUCGACGGCGUCAUCGUGGUCCUCAGCGUGAUCGAGAUGUGGCAGACGUACCUGGGCGAAGGCGAGGGCAGCUCGGGCCUGAGCGUGCUCAGGACCUUCCGCCUGCUUCGCAUCCUCAAGCUGGUGCGCUUCAUGCCCAACCUGCGCCGCCAGCUGUUCGUCAUGCUGCGCACCAUGGACAACGUGGCCGUCUUCUUCUCGCUGCUCGUCCUCUUCAUCUUCAUCUUCAGUAUUUUAGGAAUGUACCUGUUUGGCGGUAAGUUUUGCAUGCUCGCGGACGAGUCGCGUGAGUGCACGUGUGACGAGAUCGUGACGCGCGACGCCAAGUGCGUCUGCGACAGGAAACACUUUAAUAACAUCCUGUGGGCGACCGUCACCGUCUUCCAGAUCCUGACCCAGGAGGACUGGAACGUGGUGCUGUUCAACGGCAUGCAGAAGACCAGCCACUGGGCGGCGCUCUACUUCGUGGCGCUCAUGACCUUCGGCAACUACGUGCUGUUCAACCUGCUGGUCGCCAUCCUCGUCGAAGGAUUCUCCGCGGAGCGCAACGAGCGGCGGGAGCGGGAACAGCGCGAGCUGGCGAAGCAGCAGAGCCUCAAGUACGACUACGGCGACCGGCUGUCCAGCCUGGACGGCUCGCGCACCAGCUCCAGCACCGAGACCGACAGCUGCUACCACCACCACCAGGACAUAAAGAACAAGUGGCGCAGCGCCGAGGAACUGAGGAAGCGCAAGAACGGCCACCGGGAGAAAGAGAACUACUGGAAGCAGAAACAUCAGAACUACGAGUCCAAGUGCAACAUUCAGAAAGAGAGCAAGAUGCUGACGGGCCAGCCGCCCAUCAUCACGCACACGGCCGCCACGCCGCAGGACUCGCCCAACACCACCACCGAGUCGGGCCUGAGGGACUUCAACCACCGGCUGGCGCCCUCCAUCGCGCUCUACGCCUCCUCCAUGUCCAUCGACUCCAUCGACCGGUCCACGUCGUCGCAGGGCAGCAUACCCGGCCUGCUGAAGCUCCCGAACAACAAGUGCAACAACCUGAGCCAGGCGGUGGGUCGGCGGGUGAGCCUGGUGACCGUGGUGAACCAGUCGUCGAGCCGCAAGGACUCCAACCCGAGCAGCCCUCGGAUACAGCGUGUGUGCUCCUGGAAGAUAUCCCGUCCAUCUCUUCGGAGGAAAUCCAGAUGCCAGUCGGGCUCAGAGAUAGAAGAUGCAGAACAGGUUCUCAACAAUAAUCUUCUGCAGCAGCAGCAGCUGCAGCAAGGGGACCACGCGCACUGCAACGGCGGCCUGCUGGGCACCAUCCGCAACGACACGCAGGGCCGCCGCAGCAGCAACCAGCAGCAGCAGCAGCAGCAGCAGGCGCGGCUGGGGCUCAGCCCGCAGGGGUCGCUGCGAGGCCGCGCCUGCUGCUCCGGGCUCGGCCGUCCCGAGGAGGCCUGCAAACCCGUCAACAACCUGGCCGCCAGAGGCCCGGCCGAGCCGUCCCCGCUGCCCCAGGUGCGCAGCCCCGGAGAGGCGAGCCCGCCGCCCGCCGCCGCCCCCAGGGUCGCGCCGGCGCCGGCGCCGCCCCCCGCCGCCGCCGCCGCGGACCCGGCGCCCGCCCCCGACGCCGCCGACGCCGCCCCCGCCCCGCGGCAACACUCGUGGCCCGUGAGGAAGCUCAUCAAGCUGCUGGAGCCGCGCGGAUGCCUCAAGGAGCGCGACGACUACGCCCUCUACCUGUUCCCGUCCCACAGCAGGUUCCGGAGGCUGUGCUGCUGGCAGGUGGAGCAGCGGUGGUUCGACAACGCCGUGCUGCUGUUCAUCGGCCUGAACUGCAUCACGCUGGCCAUGGAGCGGCCCAACAUCCCGCCCGACAGCGCGGAGCGGCUCUUCCUCGCCUCCGCCAACUACGUCUUCACCGCCGUCUUCGCCGUCGAGAUGUUCGUCAAGGUGGUGGCGGCGGGCAUGUUCUACGGCAAGGAGGCCUACUUCACGUCCGGCUGGAACAUCAUGGACGGCUCGCUCGUCAUCAUCUCCAUCAUCGACCUGCUCAUGUCGCUCCUGUCGCACAGCAGCCCCAGGAUCUUCGGCAUACUCAGGGUGUUCCGGCUGCUGCGCUCACUGAGGCCGCUGCGGGUGAUCAACCGCGCGCCUGGCCUCAAGCUCGUCGUGCAGACGCUGCUGAGCUCGCUGCGGCCCAUCGGCAACAUCGUGCUCAUCUGCUGCACCUUCUUCAUCAUCUUCGGCAUCCUCGGCGUGCAGCUGUUCAAGGGCGCCUUCUACUACUGCGAGGGCCCCGACAUCAAGCACGUGCGCAACAAGACCGACUGCGAGGCGGACCCGCGCAACGCCUGGGUCAACCGCAAGUACAACUUCGACGACCUGGGCAAGGCGCUCAUGUCGCUGUUCGUGCUGUCGUCGCGCGACGGCUGGGUCAACAUCAUGUACACCGGCCUGGACGCCGUCGGCGUGGAUCAGCAGCCGGUGGAGAACUACUCCGAGUGGCGGCUGCUCUACUUCAUCGCUUUCAUCCUGCUGGUGGGGUUCUUCGUGCUGAACAUGUUCGUGGGCGUGGUGGUGGAGAACUUCCACCGCUGCCGCGAAGAACAGGAGAAGGAGGAGCGCGUGCGUCGCGCGGCCAAGCGCGCACAGCAGAUGGAGAAGAAGCGACGCAAGAUGCACGAGCCGCCCUACUACACCAGCUACUCUCACUCGCGGCUCAUGGUGCACAACGUGGUCACGUCCAAGUACUUCGACCUCGCCAUCGCCGCCGUCAUCCUGCUCAACGUCAUCACCAUGGCCAUGGAGUUCUACAUGAUGCCCAAGGCGCUGUCGUACAUCCUCAAGAUCUUCAACUACUUCUUCACUGCGGUCUUCAUCCUGGAAGCCAUCAUGAAGCUCGUCUCCCUCGGAUUCAAGCUUUAUUUCAAAGACAGAUGGAACCAACUUGAUGUGAUGAUUGUUAUUCUGUCAAUUGUUGGUAUUGUUCUGGAAGAACUGGAGUCGAAAAUCAUUCCCAUCAAUCCAACUAUUAUUAGAGUAAUGAGGGUGCUAAGGAUAGCCAGAGUCCUGAAGCUGCUGAAGAUGGCGAAAGGGAUCCGGGCGCUGCUCGACACGGUGAUGCAGGCGCUGCCGCAAGUCGGCAACCUCGGCCUCCUGUUCUUCCUCCUGUUCUUCAUCUUCGCCGCCUUGGGAGUGGAGUUGUUCGGCCGGCUGGAGUGCAGCGAGAAGUACCCCUGCCAGGGCCUGGGCGAGCACGCGCACUUCAGCAACUUCGGCAUGGCCUUCCUGACGCUGUUCCGCGUGGCGACGGGCGACAACUGGAACGGCAUCAUGAAGGACACGCUGCGCGACGACUGCGACGACGGCGUGGACUGCGUGCGCAACUGCUGCGUGUCCACCGUCAUCGCGCCCAUCUUCUUCGUCAUCUUCGUGCUGAUGGCGCAGUUCGUGCUGGUCAACGUGGUGGUAGCCGUGCUCAUGAAGCACCUGGAGGAGUCGCACAAGCAGAUGGAGGAUGAAAUGGACAUGGACGUGGAGCUGGAGCGCGAGCUAGCGGCCGAACAGGAAGAGCUCCUGCUGGAAGAAGAGGAAGACCUCAACCUGCAGCAAGCCCUAGAGAUGUCCAUGGAGGCCGAGAACGAACACUUCAAGAAGCCUCUGACCAAAGUUCUCUCGCUCCCGGCGAACUUCACGUUUUCCUCUCCUGAAGACAAAGAGAACUCGCUGGCUGACGGAGGUAAUGCAGCCGUAGUUCUCAAACUGUUGGACGUUGUAGUUUAA